GUUUUACCGGUAACGCUUGGUCAUACGGUCUUAGAUUCACACCUGAACCACAUACUCCUUUUGUUACUUGUAGUUUCUUCUCAUCUCCCCAUACUUCAACACUUAUUACCACCCAUUGAAAGCAGCCUCUGCUUCUCUACAGAUUGGAGAGGCUCAUUAAGAGUGCAAGAGACAGAGAUGGGGAAGAUGAGCCAGAGGAGACAAUGGAGCUGUGUGGUGGGGUGGUUCGGAAUUUGCCUUCUUCAGUUAUUGCUGCUUGCUGAAUGUACAGUGAGAAGACAAAGAAUAACAAAGAAAGGCUUCCAAGACCUGGAGUCGUAUCCUCCAGUUCGGUUGCAUCUGCUAGAAAAUCACGUUGUGAUGGAUAAUGGCCUGGUGAAUGUUACACUGUCUGUUCCUGAGGGUAUGGUGACAGGGAUAGAGUACAAUGGCAUUGCAAAUUUAUUGGAAGAAAGAAAUAAAGAAAAUGACAGAGGGUAUUGGGAUAUUGUUUGGAAUUUACCAGAAGCUCAUGGGAAUAUCUUUGACAAGUUGGCAGCUACUAGCUUGAAUGUGGUUUUGGAAGAUGAGAAUGGAAUAGAGCUUUCUUUCACCAGAACGUAUGAUGAUUCCAUUAAUGAGGCACAACUUUCGCUGAAUAUUGACAAAAGGUUCAUUUUGUUGCGUGGCUAUCCUGGAUUUUACACAUAUGGGAUUUUUGAGCGUUUGGAAGGAUGGCCUGAUAUCAAUGUCUAUCAGGGCCGUACAGUAUUCAAACUUCAGGAGAAGCUGUUUGAAUACAUGGCUGUAUCUGAUGAAAGGCAAAGAAUAAUGCCAACAGCAGAUGAUAGGGCAAGAGGUCAGAUUCUUGACUACCCUGAAGCUGUUCUUCUCACAAAUCCAAGCAAUACAUUUCUCAGAGGAGAGGUGGAUGACAAGUAUCAAUAUUCCAGUGAUAACAAAGACAAUCGGAUCCACGGGUGGAUUUGUCCAGACCCACCCACUGGAUUUUGGAUGAUUACGCCGAGCAACGAAUUCAAAACGGGUGGGCCUGUCAAGCAAGACCUUACCUCCCAUGUUGGCCCAACAAUUUUAUCCAUGUACUUCAGCACCCACUACGCUGGAGAGCCCUUGGCGAUGACAUUUCGUGAUGGAGAGCCCUGGAGAAAGGUUUUUGGUCCUGUUUUUGUUUACCUAAAUACUCUUCAAGAAAAUGAUACUGAGCCUCUUUCCCUCUGGGCCGAUGCCAAGGAACAGAUGUUAAUAGAAACUGAAAGCUGGCCAUACAGUUUCCCACUCUCGGAAGACUACUCUCUUGAUUAUCAACGUGGUAGUGCUAGUGGUCGAUUACUAAUCCAGGACAGUUACAUAAGUGAAAGGCUAAUCACUGGGAACUCUGCAUAUGUGGGAUUGGCUGCACCUGGAGAUGCUGGAUCUUGGCAAACAGAAAACAAGGCCUACCAAUUUUGGGCGGUAGCGGAUUCGGAGGGUUACUUUCUGAUUAAAAAUGUCCGACCGGGGAACUAUAGUUUAUAUGCUUGGGUACCUGGAUACAUUGGUGAUUACAAAUAUGAUUUCUAUGUCAAUAUCCGUCCAGGAAGCAGAAUCACACUCGGGGCUUUGACAUAUAAUCCCCCAAGAAAUGGUCCAACAUUGUGGGAAAUUGGCAUUCCUGAUCGGACUGCUAUUGAGUUCUUCAUACCUGAGCCAAGUCCAAGGCUGAUGAAUCAACUAUAUUCAGUUAACCAGGCAGAAAAGUUUAGGCAGUAUGGAUUGUGGGAUCGGUAUUCAGAAUUAUAUCCUUCCGAGGAUUUGGUUUUCACAGUUGGUGUUAAUAACUAUCAAACAGAUUGGUUCUUUGCUCAUGUAAAUAGGUACUUGUCACUGAAUGUUGGAAAUAAGACUUAUGUUCCAACAACUUGGCAAAUAGCUUUUGAUUUGGAUAAUAUUGAUUUCUUUGGCACCUAUAUGCUUCAAAUAGCUCUGGCAUCAGCAAAUGAGGCUGAAUUACAGGUUCGAAUCAACAAUCCAGAUGAAGAGACUCCAUAUUUUACAACGGGCACGAUUGGCAAGGACAACGCAAUUGCUAGACAUGGUAUUCAUGGAUUAUAUAUGCUGUAUAGCUUAGAAAUCCCGGGCUCUCAGCUACUGUUUGGUAGAAAUAUAAUAUAUCUCACACAGUCAAGAGGCUCAAGUCCUUGGAGAGGGAUCAUGUAUGAUUACCUUCGUCUUGAAGGUCCACCUGAAUAUACAUGAUGUACGAGUAGCAGGAGAAAGGGAAAUUGGUCAUCGUACUUGUUCAUUUUUUUUCUUUAAAUAGAAAGGCAUAAAGCAUAAUUGGAUAUUCUAGUUCUCAGGAGCUUUAGAUUAUUCCUAGAAGAUGAUGAGAGAAGCUUACAGCCAUUGAGACUGGCUGUUGAUUUUGUAAGAGCUCUGUUCUUAUCUCUAGUUAGCAUCUCCUGGCCUUGUAUCUUUUUUCUUUU
Molecule: messenger RNA, 2462 nt
Organism: Coffea eugenioides
Lineage: Eukaryota; Viridiplantae; Streptophyta; Magnoliopsida; Gentianales; Rubiaceae
Product: probable rhamnogalacturonate lyase B
Exons: 17
Coding region: 178-2235 (685 amino acids)
Biological process (GO): carbohydrate metabolic process
Molecular function (GO): carbohydrate binding; catalytic activity
Source: RefSeq, a predicted model, not a curated record